UAAGGGAGAGAGAAAAAACAGAAGCAACCAAAAGGCUAAUAAGGACUUCUUCCCUUCCAACCUCCCCCAUCAUUCCCCAUCAAUUCAAAGUUUGAAACCCCCCUUCUUCGUCUUCACUCAUCCCCAUCUCUCUAUCUCAUUUUCUCUCUCCUCUAAAACAAUGGAAAUCACUUCUAAAUUCAAAGACAGAGAAAACAAUUCACCCCCUUUAAACUCCCCCACUAGCUGCAGCACCACUCAACCUCCAUUACCCAUUACCAGAUCCGACCCCAAUAGCCCUUACCCAACAACAUUCGUAACCGCUGAUACUUCCUCUUUCAAACAAGUAGUCCAAAUGCUAACCGGAUCCUCCGAAGUUACACCCAAGCACAACCCAAAACCACCUCAACAACAACAGCAGCAACAACAACAAAACCACCAUGAAAACCACUCUAGAAACUAUGUAAUACCACCCGUUAAAACCGCUCCCAAAAAACAGGGGUUCAAGCUCUACGAAAGAAGGAACAGCAUCAAGAAUCUGAUCAGCCCAUUAAACGCAGCGUCUGCGAACUUCACUCAUCAAAACCCGUCGUUUUCACCGCGGUAUAAGACGGAGAUUCUGUCCCCGAGUUUGCUCGAUUUUCCAUCUUUGACUUUGAGCCCUGUUACACCCUUGGUUGAAGAUCCUUUUAAUAAAUCAUCGCCGUCUAUUGGCGGCGGGAGUGGCGGCGGUGGUAAUUGCGGCGGAUUUGCGGCAGAGGAGGAGAAGAAGUCGAUGGCGGAGAAGGGGUAUUAUUUACACCCUUCUCCCAUUUCUACCCCUCGAGAUUCACAGCCGCAGUUACUCACUCUUUUCCCUCUGUCUUCUCCUCGGGUUUCUGACCCUUAAAAUAAUUCAAUAAAUAGAAGGAAAAAAAAAGUAUGGAAUUGAGGAGAGAGAAACAGAUAUUUUUAUAGUGUAUGAUUUAAUUUGUGUAGUAAUUUGAUCCUCACUACAGAUGUAUGGUGGGUGUUAAUUGAGGUAAAAUGUGGGUGUUAAGUACGGAGUAGUUUGUUAUGAUAUAUGAAUAUAUAAAUACGUCUAUACUUUUACCGGCGUUAACGAGUUGAGUUGAGUUGAGGCUGAGGCCGAGUUUAUUCAAGUUACGAGUCGAGCCAAGGCCGAGUUUAUUCAGGUUGCACAAUGUGAUCCUUUGAUUGACAUGGGUGUGAUCAUAAUUCUUGAAUUGUUUGAACUUUUAAGUUUGAUUUUAUUUCUAAAAUUAGUAAUAGUGGUGAAUAUGAGCAUAAUUAGGUAAUACUAUUAGCUACUCCCUCCGUUUCUUUUUGUUUGUUACGUAUUCUUUCACAAUGUUUGUUACGUGGGAAAAUCUUUUCUUUUAUAAACUUAUUAAACUAUCAUUUUUUGUGCCA
Messenger RNA from Spinacia oleracea (spinach), 1392 nucleotides. RefSeq names its product VQ motif-containing protein 4-like. NCBI's taxonomy places the organism in Eukaryota, Viridiplantae, Streptophyta, Magnoliopsida, Caryophyllales, Amaranthaceae. Bases 161 to 868 code for a protein of 235 amino acids. The record is from RefSeq and is a predicted model, not a curated record. The transcript has a single exon.